CGCAUCACAUAUUACAGAAACCAAUAUUGAGUUGCCACUAAUUAAAAAAGUCAAAGUCAAAUAAACAAGAUCUACAUGAAGGACUUACCCAUGGACUGCUCUAUAACUGUAACGACUCUCCCUACUCUAGUGUAUUCCAGUCAGUCACUACCUUCCAUUCAAAAGUAUCUCGCAUAGUUCAGAUUGAAGAUUCCAAUAAAGAAAAAGAAAAAGAACAGGGAAGAUGUUGGAGGAUCAAGUGGCGUACCUCUUGCAGAGGUAUUUGGGGAACUAUGUCAGAGGUCUCAAUAAAGAAGCUCUUACGAUCAGUGUUUGGAAAGGUGAUGUUGAGCUAACUAACAUGCAACUGAAGCCUGAGGCACUUAAUGCAUUAAAGCUGCCAGUGAAGGUCAAGGCAGGAUUUCUUGGAUCAGUUAAACUUAAGGUUCCAUGGAGUAGGCUCGGCCAGGAUCCAGUUUUGGUUUACUUGGAUCAAAUUUUUCUAUUAGCUGAACCUGCAACUUUUGUUGAAGGGUGUAGUGAGGAUGCUAUCCAAGAAGCUAAGAAAAACCGAGUACGGGAAAUGGAAAUGAAGCUGUUGGAGAGAAUGCAUCAUUUGAAGUCUGAAAUGAAUAAAUCAUGGUUGGGAUCCCUUAUCAGCACAAUAAUUGGUAACUUGAAGCUCUCAAUAUCAAAUAUUCACAUCAGAUAUGAGGAUCUUGAGAGCAAUCCUGGCCAUCCUUUUGCUGCUGGCCUUACAUUGGAGAAACUCUCAGCUGUAACAGUUGAUGACAGCGGGAAGGAGACUUUUGUUACCGGUGGUGCACUGGAUCGUAUACAGAAGUCAGUUGAACUGGAUCGACUUGCUUUGUAUCUGGACUCUGAUAUAUUACCGUGGCAUAUCGAUAAGCUGUGGGAGGAUUUACUUCCUUCUGAGUGGAUUCAGGUUUUCAGAUUCGGUACAAAAGAUGGCAGACCAGCUGAUCAUCCUAUAGAAGAGCACGCCUACAUCCUACAACCUGUAACUGGGAAUGCAAAGUACUCAAAGCUUCGACAAAAUGGAUCUUCUGACAGUGGUGAACCUCUCCAAAAAGGAGCAGUGAGCUUGGAUGAUGUGACCCUUUGUUUGUCAAAGGAUGGAUACAGGGAUAUUCUGAAAUUGGCUGACAACUUCACCGCCUUCAAUCAGAGACUAAAAUAUGCCCAUUACCGUCCAACUGUCUCUUUGAAGUCAGAUCCAAGGUCUUGGUGGAAGUAUGCUUAUAAAGCUGUUUCUGAUCAGAUGAAGAAGGCUAGUGGGAAACUGUCGUGGGAGCAAGUUUUGAGAUAUACAAGGCUGCAGAAGAAAUACAUAUCUCUAUAUGCAUCCCUACUUAAAUCUGAUGUGAAUCGUCCAGUAGUUGAUGAUUGUAAAGAAAUUGAGGAGCUUGAUCGUGGACUUGAUAUAGAACUUAUACUGCAGUGGAGAAUGUUGGCACACAAGUUCGUGCGGCGGUCAAUAGAAUCAGAAAACUACUUGAAGCAGCAGAAAGCUAAAAAAUCAUGGUGGUCGUUGGGAUGGGCCAGUCAAUCUCUUAAAGAUGAUGGUGAAUCAUUCAGUUUCAGUGAAGAGGACUGGGAGAAAUUAAACAAAAUUAUAGGGUAUAAGGAAGAUGAUGAUCAGUCACUUAUGAUUAAUGCAAAACCUGAUAUUCUUCAGACUUCUCUGGAAAUUCACAUGAAACGUAAUGCUUCAAAGCUUCUAGAUGGGGCCUGUGCAUGUCUUGCUGAAUUAUCAUGUGAGGGCCUCAAUUGCUCCAUUAAGCUUUAUCCAGAGACAAAAGUAUUUGACGUGAAUCUGGGAUCAUAUCAAUUAUCAUCUCCCAAUGGUCUUCUUGCUGAGAGUGCAACUACAUCUGACUCUUUAGUUGGUGUCUUCUGCUACAAGCCAUUUGAUACCAAAGUAGAAUGGAGCCUGGUUGCUAAAGCCUCUCCAUGUUAUGCGACUUUUCUCAAGGAAUCCAUUGACGAAGUUAUCAAUUUUUUUGAAAGCAAUAUAGCUGUCAGUCAGACCAUGGCAGUGGAAACUGCAACAGCAGUACAGAUGACAAUUGAUGGAGUCAGACGGUCUGCUCAGCAACAAGUGAACAAGGCUUUGAAGGACCAUGCCAGGUUUCUGCUAGACUUGGAUAUUGCAGCUCCUAAGAUUACGAUUCCAACUGAAUUUCGACCCAACAGCAAGCAUUCAACAAAACUUCUUCUUGAUUUGGGAAAUUUGAUCAUCCGUUCACAGGAUGACUAUACACGUGCAUCUUCAGAGGUGCUUGAUUUGUAUUUGCAGUUUGAUUUGGUUUUAAGUGAUGUUUCUGCUUUUCUGGUUGAUGGUGAUUACCAUUGGAGUCAAACGUUUCCAAAGAAGUCCGCAGGUUCUACCAAUGUUGACGUUGUUAGUUUCUUGCCUGUUAUUGAAAAAUGUGGGGUAAUCUUGAAACUUCAGCAGAUUCGCUUAGAGAACCCAUCAUACCCAUCAACAAGACUUGCUGUGCAGUUACCAUCAUUAGGUUUCCACUUCUCUCCUGCUCGGUACCAUAGAUUGAUGCAAGUAAUUAAAAUCUUUCGGGAGGAGGACAAAGACAAUCCAGAUAUCUUUCGUCCUUGGAAUCAAGCUGACUUUGAGGGUUGGUUGUUUGUUCUUAGUAGGAAGGGUGUGGGAAACAGGGAAGCUGUUUGGCAGCGGAGAUACUUGUGCUUAGUAGGGCCUUUUCUGUAUGUACUUGAAACUCCUGGUUCUAAGUCAUACAAACAGUAUGUCAGUUUGAGAGGAAAACAAGUGUAUCUAGUUCCAACAGAGUUGGCUGGUGAUAUGGAAUCUGUGCUGGCUGUUUGUGAUGCUGCAUGGUCAAAUAGCAAGGUGGUGGAAGAUGUGAAUGCACUUAUAUUGCAGUGUGAUGAUGAUGAUUCAAGGAAAGCAUGGCAAAGACGCCUGCAAGGAGCUAUUUAUCAUGCUUCAGCUUCUGCGCCUAUUACUAGUCUAUCUGAAACUUCAUCAGACUCGGAAACAGAACCUAAUGACAAGCAUGAUACAGUUGAUUUAGCAAAGAUAGAAAGUGUUUUUAUAACUGGAGUUCUUGAUGAGUUGAAGAUCAGCUUUAGUUAUAACCAUGAGCAUGAGUGGAGUUUCAUUAAGGUGCUUCUUGCUGAAGAGUAUCCUCUAUUUGAAUUCCGAGCAAUAGGUGGUCAGGUUGAACUUUCAAUAAAAGGGAAUGAUAUGUUUAUUGGCACUAUGCUGAAAUCACUGGAAAUCGAAGAUAUGAUUUGCUGCAGUACUGUGUCUAAGCCUUGCUACUUGGCAAGAUCUUUUAUACGAAGUGCAGAUGCACAUUCAGUAUUGGAGGAUGCAUCCAUUAUGUUGUCCCCAAGUGAAGGAGACGAAAAAUUUUAUGAAGCCCCUGAAAAUUUGGUUGAUUCUGUUGAGAGCACAACACCCACACCUCGUAAAGCAUCUGAAUUAGUUAGUUUGCAAGGAUUUCUCUCAUCAGGGAAAACCUCGUUACCGACUCAGAGUUUUAGUCGUGUUACUGGUUUACUCCCUGAUGGCAAACUGCUUCCGAGAACUGAGGAUAUUGAACUAAGUGAUACAUUAAAUAGUUUUGUAAAGGCACAAAUAGUUAUUUAUGACCAGAACUCUCCCCUAUAUGACAAUAUUGACAUGAAGGUCACUGUGACUCUGGCUACUUUGUCUUUUUUCUGUCGUAGACCAACAAUCCUUGCUAUUAUGGAAUUUGCUAGUUCUAUCACCAUUGAGGAAGAAAGCUGUGAGUCUUUUAGUGAUAGUUCUUCUGCAGUUGGUGUGAAACGUGAUAUUUCUAGUGAAGAUCCUACUGACAAUUUACAGUCAACUAGCAUUGAGGAGCCUGUGGUCAAAGGUCUGCUAGGAAAAGGGAAAUCCAGAAUUAUUUUCAAUUUAACAUUAAAUAUGGCUCAUGCUCAGAUUUUGUUGAUGAAUGAAAAUGAAACCAAGUUUGCUACUUUGUCGCAAGAAAAUCUGCGUACUGAUAUAAAGGUGUUCCCAUCUUCUUUUAGUAUCAAUGCAGCAUUGGGAAACUUGAGAAUAAGUGAUGACAGCCUCCCAAGCAACCAUAUGUAUUUCUGGAUCUGUGAUAUGAGAGAUCCUGGAGGCACAUCAUUUGUUGAGCUGGUUUUCACUUCAUUCAGCAUUGAUGAUGAAGAUUACGAAGGUUUUGAAUAUAGCCUGUUUGGCCAACUUUCCGAAGUACGCAUUGUUUACUUGAAUCGCUUUGUGCAGGAGGUUAUCAGUUACUUUAUGGGUCUUGUUCCCAAGGAUUCAAAAAGUGUAGUCAAAUUGAAAGAUCAAGGUACGAACUCAGAGAAGUGGUUCACGACUAGUGAAAUUGAAGGGUCACCUGCCUUAAGGUUGGAUCUUUCACUUAGGAAACCUAUAAUUCUGAUGCCUCGCAAGACAGACAGCUUCGAUUAUUUGAAGCUUGAUGUUGUUCAUAUUACGGUGCAGAAUACCUUCCAUUGGUUCUGUGGCAGUAAAAGUGACUUGAAUGCUGUCCAUUUUGAAAUAAUGACAAUUAUGGUUGAGGACAUCAAUUUAAAUGUUGGUACUGAAUCAGACUUAAGUGAAAGUAUUAUUAAGGAUGUCAAAGGUGUUUCUAUUGUCAUCCGGAGGUCCCUUCGAGACUUAAUGCAUCAAAUACCAAGUAUUGAAGCUGACAUCAAGAUAGAGGAGUUGAAAGCAGAGUUGUCAAACAGGGAGUAUAUGAUUAUUACUGAGUGUGCACUGUCUAAUAUAUCUGAGACACCACAUAUUGUACCACCAAUAGGCAGCGACUUUGUAACAUCAUCAGAGGAUGUUGUAGAAGAUGUUAUUCCUCAGACUACUGCAGAUGUUGAGCCUAGGACUCCAAAUGAUGAAACUUGGACUGCCAUGAAAGUUUCAGUUGUCAUCAAUCUUGUUGAAAUGGGCUUAUAUGUUGGGGAGGAAUGGCGUUCACCUCUGGCCACUGUGCAGGCAAGUGGCACCUGGCUUCUCUACAUGUCUAAUACUUUAGGUGAAGGUUUUCUGUCUGCAAGUCUUAAGGGUUUCACUGUGAUUGAUAAUCGUGUGGGAACUAAGGAAGAGUUCAAGUUGGCAAUAGCGAUGCCGAAAAACCCUGUAGUUUCUGUUGCUAAUACCAAUGGCCAGCUCAUAUCUAAUGAAAAUGUUACAAAAGGGAAUAAUAUCAAACCAUUUCCUACGAUGCUACUUCUUGAUGCAAAAUUUGGUCAAUCGUCAACAUCUGUCUCAAUUUGUGUCCAGAAGCCUCAGUUGCUUGUAGCACUAGAUUUUCUGCUGGCACUUGUUGAGUUUUUUGUUCCAACAGUUGGCACUAUGCUGACAGAUGAAGAAGAUAAGAAGUCCUUGCAUAUGGUAGAUGCUAUUAUAUUAGAUAAAUCAACAUACACACAGCCAUUGUCUCAGUUCUCUCUCUGUCCUGUGAAACCCUUAAUUGCUGAUGAUGAAAAGUUUGAUCACUUUAUUUAUGAUGGUAAUGGUGGAAUAUUGCAUUUAAAAGAUAGGGAGGGAAUUGAUCUUUGUGCACCUAGUAGUGAGGCUAUGAUAUAUGUGGGGAAUGGGAAAAAGUUGCAAUUCAAGAAUGUUCUUAUCAAGAAUGGGCAUUAUUUAGAUUCGUGUAUUUCCCUGGGAACAAACAGUGGCUACUCUGCUUCAAAGGAUGAUCUGGUCUACUUUGAGGGAGGAGAGGAAGAUCCGCAAGUGGAUACUGCAAGGGAAAUUGCUAAUCAGCUUGCACCCCAAAAUGCUGCUGUUGACAGAUCUGCUGAGUUUAUAGUUGAAUUUCAGGCAAUUGGUCCAGAACUGACCUUUUACAAUGCAUCAAAAGAUGUAGGAGAAUCUUCAGUCUUGUCUAACAAGCUUUUGCAUGCUCAGUUGGAUGCUUUUGGAAGGCUUGUUCUGAAAGGUGAUAAUGUUGAGAUGACUGCAAAUGCCCUUGGCUUGACAAUGGAGAGUAAUGGAGUCAGAAUUUUGGAGCCUUUUGACACCACCAUUAAGUAUUCUAAUGCUUCUGGAAAGACAAAUAUACAUUUGUCUGUUUCAGACAUAUUCAUGAAUUUCUCAUUCAGCAUCCUUAGACUGUUUUUAGCAGUUGAAGAAGAUAUUUUGGCCUUUUUAAGGAGAACAUCAAGGGAAAUGACUGUCAAUUGUUCUCAGUUUGACAGAGUUGGAACAAUUAGAAAUCCCGACAGUGACCAGAUAUAUUCCUUUUGGAGAGCUUGUGCACCAGUUGGUUUUGCAGUUCUUGGUGACUGUUUGACACCAUUGGACAAACCACCUACAAAAGGAGUUCUUGCUGUAAAUACCAACUACGUGCCGGUCAAGAGACCGCUGUCUUUUAAACGAAUUUGGCCACCUUUAGAUUCUGGAGGUAUCUCUGAUGAAUGUGAAGUUAAUUCCAAGACAUCGUCAAAUGGUGUGCUUGGUGAGGGGGAAAGCUGCUGUUCUGUUUGGCUCCCAGAACCUCCUGAAGGUUAUGUUGCAUUAGGUUGUGUGGUUUCCCCUGGAAAGUUGCGACCAUCAUCAUCUUCUACUUUCUGCAUCUUAGAUUCUUUUGUUUCCCCUUGUUCCCUCAGGGACUGCAUCACCACCAGUGCUACCAACCGCCUGGCAUUUUGGCGCGUGGACAAUUCUCUUGGUACCUUCCUGCCAGCAGAACCCACUACUUUGAGGUUACUAGCUAGAGCAUAUGAAUUACGUUAUGGAAUUCUUAGGUCUCCUGAAUUUUAUCCGAAAGCAUCUAGAAGUUCAGAUAUCCAAGCUUCCGUAUCUGGUCGCGUCAGCAAUCAACAGUCAAAUCGUUCAACAGUUGCAAAUUCUGGCCGGCGUUUUGAAGCUGUUGCUAGUUUUAGGUUGGUUUGGUGGAAUAGAGGUUCAAGCUCAAGGAAGCAAAUAUCCAUAUGGCGCCCAGAGAUCCCCCUAGGAAUGGUGUAUUUUGGUGAUAUUGCUGUUCAAGGGUAUGAGCCUCCAAAUACAUGUAUUGUUUUGCAUGAUGCUGAAGAUGAAGAGCUUUUCAAAGCACCUUCAGGCUUUCAGCCAGUUGGACAGAUUAAGAAGCAGAGAGGAAUGGAGAAUAUUUCUUUUUGGUUGCCUCAAGCUCCUCCAGGUUAUGUUUCUUUAGGUUGCAUUGCAUGUAAGGGCCCACCAAAGCAACAAGAUAUUUGCACAUUAAGAUGCAUUCGGAGUGAUAUGGUAACUGGUGAUCAGUUUCUGGAAGAAAGUGUUUGGGACACAACAGAUGCCAAGUUUGGCACUGUACCAUUUAGCAUCUGGGUUGUUGCUAAUGAGUUGGGGACUUUUUUUGUCCGUGGUGGAUCCAGAAAACCCCCAAGGAGGUUUGCUUUAAAGCUGGCUGAUCCAUAUUUACACAGUGGUUCAGAUGAUACUGUCAUUGAUGCAGAAAUAACAACCUUUUCUGCAGCCCUUUUUGAUGACUAUGGUGGCCUGAUGGUGCCAUUGUUUAAUAUAUCAUUGAGUGGAAUUGCAUUCAGUUUACGGGGAAGACCUGAUUAUUCAAAUUCUAAUGUUAGCUUCUCUUUAGCUGCGAGGUCAUAUAAUGAUAAAUAUGAAUCAUGGGAGCCGAUUGUUGAGCCAAUGGAUGGGUUUUUAAGGUAUCAGUAUGAUCCUAGUUCCCCUGGUGCAGCUACUCAGUUACGUUUCACCUCCACAAGAGAUCUCAACUUGAAUAUCUCUGUGUCUAAUGCUAAUAUGAUUAUUCAAGCUUAUGCAAGCUGGAAUAAUCUUAGUGCUAUUCAUCAAUAUUAUAAAAGACCAGAAGCAUGUUCUCCAACCUCUGCAACAAGAUCAAUUGUUAAUGUCCACCAAAAGAGAAGUUAUUAUAUCAUCCCACAAAACAAACUUGGACAGGACAUUUAUGUUAGAGCCACUGAGAGGAGAGGGUUCUCAGAUAUUAUUAAAAUGCCAGCUGGCAACAUGAAGCCUAUAAAUGUUCCUGUAUCAAAAAGCAUGUUGGACUCUCACUUGAAAGGAGAGCUCUGCAGGAAAAUUAGAACAAUGGUGACAAUCAUUAUAGCAGAUGCAGUGUUACCCAGAGUUGAAGGGUUGAGUUCUCAUCAAUAUACUGUGGCUGUUCGCCUUUCUCCAAGCCAUAGCCUUCCAAGUGAAUCACUGCUUCAUCAACAAAGUGCACGGACAUGUGGACGUAUCUCAAGUAUCAUGUCUUCUGAUUCUGUUUUAGUUGACUGGAGUGAAAUGUUUUUCUUUAUAGUUGACUCCCCUGUACGUAAGAAAAAUAUUCAUAUUUCUUUAAUGAACCUUGUGCAUUUUUAUGCCCGCUUUUCCUUUUUUUGCAUAGUCCAUUACUAUGAUUUUGAAUUUGCACAGGACUCCUAUUCAUUGGAGCUAAUUGUUGCUGACGUGGGAAAAGGUGACGCCAUUGGAUUUUUUUCAGCUCCUUUGGACCAGAUAGCUGUGUACAUCCCAGAUGAUUCCCUUGAUUACACCAAUAGCUUAAUGUGGAGGGAUUUAUUCUUGCCACCUUCUAUGAAUAUUACUCAAGCAGAUAGGAGCAGCAAGAAGUCAAGUGGGAAAUUAAGAUGUGCUGUAAUUUUGCCUCCAAAAUUUAAUGUUGAUGAGACAAAUGAACCUUUUGUCGGUGGCAGAAAAUCUGGAUUCAUUCAGAUAAGUCCUAGCAUGGAGGGACCUUGGACUACUGUGCAACUCAACUAUGCAGCACCCACUGCUGGUUGGCACUUAGGCAAUGAUAUUGUAGCUGGCGAAGUUAGCGUAAAAGAUGGCAACAGAUAUGUAAAUAUUAGGUCACUGGUAUCUGUGCAUAAUAACACAGAUUUUACACUUGAUUUAUGUCUUGUAUCAAAAGCUUCCAGUGAGGCGGAGCAGCCGACUGAUGUAAGAAUGCCUGAAGGCAUUCAAUUUGAUGGUAGCAGAAUUCAGACAGAUGAGUUCUUUGAAACUGAAAAGUAUGAUCCAAAUAUUGGGUGGAUUGGCUGCAAUGUUCAACUGAAUCAAGAUCAGCCCUAUGGUGGAGGCUCCCAGCAGGCAGCAUUUGGAGUUGAAUUACCUUCUGGUUGGGAUUGGCUAGAUGAUUGGCAUCUGGAUACACCAUCUACUAGUACUGCUGGUGGAUGGGUUCAUGCUCCUGAUGUAGAAAGCCUAAAAUGGCCCGAGUCAGAUGACUCCAUAGCAUCCUUGAGUUCUGCGAGGCAAAGGAGAUGGAUCAGGAAUAGGAAACAAAUAUCGCUUGACGCAAAGGAAUUAUUUGUGGCCGAAUUGAAACCUGGUGAUACAGUGCCUCUUCCCUUGUCAGCCUUGAGCAAGUCUAGAUCAUUUGUUUUCCAGUUGCGACCUUCAAAUGUUGACGGUUCUAAUAAGUAUUCUUGGAGUUCAGUAGUUGGAAAGCCUGGUCAGCCGGAGGUUUCUGAAAAACCAAAGGGCACUUGUGAGAUAUAUGUAUCAGCUCUGACUGAGUCUGAGGAAUUGCUAUGCUGCACCCAGCUAGUCGAGAGCUCUUCUAAUGCUUCUUCACCUAAACUCUGGUUUUGUUUGGGCAUACAAGCAACAGAGAUUUCAAAAGACAUCCGUUCCGAUCCUAUCCUGGACUGGAGUCUUGUGAUCAAAUCCCCAUUAUCUAUCACCAAUUAUCUUCCUCUUACAGCUGAAUAUUCUAUCCUUGAGAUGCGACCUAGUGGUCAUUUCAUUGCCUGCUCCAGAGGAAUAUUUCACCCUGGAGGAACUGUAAAUAUUUACAAUGCUGAUAUAUGCAGGCCUUUAUUCUUCUCACUACUUCCACAGAGAGGAUGGCUACCAUUACGCGAAGCUGUUCUGAUAUCUCAUCCUCACGAAAUUCCAUCCAAAACAAUAAGCUUAAAAAGUUCUAUUUCUGGAAGGAUAGUUCAACUCGUUAUUGAACAGAAUUAUGACAAAGAACAAACAAUUUUGUCAAAAACAAUCAGAGUCUAUGCUCCUUACUGGUUUUCAGUUUCCAGAUGUCCACCACUUACAUCCAGGCUUGUUGAUAUCGGGGGGAAGAAAAGCACAAGGAAGAUUAGGUUUCCACUUCGUGCCAAAAAGGAAAAUGAAGGAAUCGAGGAAAUAACUGAUGAGGAAAUGUACAAUGGUCACACAAUUGCCUCUUCAUUGAACUUUGAUUUGUAUGGCCUCUGUGUAGCAGUUACGGGGCCUAGCAAUGAGCACUUUGGACCUGUUAAAGAUCUUUCUCCCCUUAGUGACAUGGAUGGCUCUUUGGAUCUCUAUGCUUAUAAUGCUGAUGGCAGAUGUAUGCACCUUUUUGUUUCUGCAAAGCCCUGCCCCUAUCAAUCUGUCCCUACAAAGGUGAUCACUGUCCGACCAUACAUGACCUUUACAAAUAGAAUUGGUCAGGACUUAUACAUUAAGUUAAGCAAUGAAGAUGAGCCCAAUGUUCUAUGCGCAUCUGAUUCAAGAGUCUCCUUUGUACAUUAUAAGAACGAUGGAAUGGAGAAACUUCAGAUAAGACUAGAAGAUACAGAAUGGUCAUUUCCUGUUCAAAUAGUAAAAGAGGAUACUAUCUCAUUGGUUUUGAGGCGGCGUGAUGCUACAAGGACUUUUUUGAAUGUAGUAAUACGUGGGUAUGAAGAAGGAUCACGUUUUAUAGUUGUAUUCCGCCUUGGAUCAGCCAAAGGUCCUAUCAGGAUUGAGAACAGAACCACUGAAAAAACUAUAUGUAUUCGCCAAUCUGGAUUUGGUGAGAACACAUGGAUAAGUUUAGGAGCUCUUUCAACUACAAAUUUUUCCUGGGAAGAUCCAUACGGACAAAAGUUCAUUGAUGCUAAAAUCUAUGGAGAUUGCGAUAACCAAAUCUGGAAAAUCGAUUUGGAAAGGGCUGGGCAAUUUGCUGAAGGUGAAGGAGAAUUCGGAAUGCAGUUGCAUGUUUUUGAAAUAAGUAAUAUUAAAGUUGUUAGAUUCACAGAUGAUUGGACGUGGAAGUUAAGUUCACAUGAAGAUAGAAGGUCACUGACAGCUGCUGGAGAGCCACAGAUUGAUGUCACACCAAUAGAAAUCAUCAUUGAGUUAGGAGUUGUUGGGGUUUCUGUUGUGGACCACAUGCCAAGAGAGCUCUUGUACUUAUACCUGGACAGACUCUUCAUUUCAUAUUCUACAGGCUAUGAUGGUGGAACAACCAGCAGGUUCAAGCUCAUAUUGGGCUAUUUGCAGAUUGACAACCAGCUUCCUCUAACUUUAAUGCCAGUGCUAUUGGCACCUGAGCAGAUGAGUGAUAUUCAUCAUCCUGUAUUUAAGAUGACUAUCACAAUGCGAAAUGUGAACUCUGAUGGGGUUCAAGUGUAUCCAUAUGUCUAUAUACGGGUGACUGACAAGUCUUGGAGGCUUAAUGUUCAUGAGCCGAUCAUCUGGGCACUAGUUGAUUUCUAUAACAAUCUUCAGCUAGAUCACAUCCCCCAAAGUUCAAGUGUCACUCAAGUUGACCCAGAGAUACGUGUUGACCUCAUAGAUGUCUCAGAAGUAAGGUUGAAAGUUUCUUUGGAGACAGCACCAGCUCAGAGACCUCAAGGAGUUCUUGGUGUAUGGAGUCCUAUACUUUCUGCUAUCGGAAAUGCAUUUAAAAUUCAGGUGCAUCUGAGGAGGGUGAUGAGGAAAGACAGAUUCAUGCGGAGAAGUUCCAUACUUCCCGCAAUUGAAAACCGUAUUUGGAGAGACUUGAUUCAUAACCCUCUUCAUUUGUUAUUUUCAGUAGAUGUACUUGGUAUGACUAGUUCAACCUUGGCUUCUCUGAGUAAAGGAUUUGCAGAGCUUUCAACUGAUGGACAGUUUCUGCAAUUGCGCUCAAAGCAGGUAACAUCAAGGAGAAUCACUGGAGUAGGUGAUGGAAUUAUUCAAGGAACAGAAGCUCUUGCACAGGGUGUUGCUUUUGGGGUGUCUGGAAUUGUGAGGAAACCAGUGGAAAGUACCAGACAGAAUGGUUUCACGGGACUUGCUCAUGGAAUUGGGCGUGCUUGCCUAGGAUUCAUCGUUCAACCUGUCAGUGGAGCAUUAGAUUUCUUCUCAUUGACCGUCGGUGGAAUUGAAGCUAGUUGUUCCAAGUGUUUGGAGGCUUUGAAUAACAGAAGCACCUUCCAGAGAAUUAGAAACCCCCGAGCUAUUCAUUCUGAUGGUAUUCUUAGAGAGUACUCUGAGAAAGAAGCUGCUGGUCAGAUGGUCCUUUAUCUGGCAGAAGCAAGUCGACGUUUUGGCUGUACUGAAAUUUUUAAAGAGCCUUCUAAAUUUGCUUGGUCUGAUUAUUAUGAAGAGCAUUUUAUUGUACCAUACCAAAAGAUACUUUUGGUGACCAAUAAGCGAGUUACGCAAUUGCAGUGUUCAUCCUUCGACAAGAUGGAUAAAAAACCUUGCAAGAUCAUAUGGGAUGUGCCAUGGGAGGAGCUAAUGGCACUGGAGUUGGCAAAAGCAGGCAGUCAUCUGCCUUCUUGCCUGCUCCUGCAUCUUAAGAAUUUUAGGAGAUCAGAAGCUUUUGUUCGAGUCAUAAAAUGUAAUGUUGAAGAAGUUGAGGGAACAGAACCGCAAGCUGUUCAGAUCUGUUCAGUAGUGCGUAAGAUGUGGAGAAUGCAUCAAUCUGACCUGAAGAGCAUUGUGCCAAAGGUUCCUUCAAGCCAUAGGCUUCUACAUUUCUCUUGGAGUGAGACUGAUAAGAAAGCACCACAUGCCAUGAAGAAAUCCAUCAUUAAAUCAGGAGAGUUCUCUUCAUCAAGUUCUGGAUCUGAUGGAAUAAAAAUGAUCAAACACAGUAUGAACUUUUUGAAGAUAUGGAGCAGCGAGAGAGAAUUGAAAGGUCGAUGUACAUUAUGUAGAAAACAGGUAGCAGAUGAUGGUGGAGUAUGUAGCAUUUGGAGGCCCAUUUGUCCGGACGGGUAUGUGUCCAUUGGUGACAUAGCUCGUGUAGGGACUCAUCCUCCUAAUGUUGCUGCUGUUUACCGAAACAUUGACAAGCUAUUUGCACUUCCUGUAGGUUAUGACCUGGUAUGGAGGAAUUGUCUAGAUGACUACACCACACCGGUCUCUAUUUGGUAUCCGCGAGCACCUGAUGGAUUCUUCUCCCUGGGAUGUGUAGCUGUUGCGGGUUUUGAAGAGCCAGAAGCUGAUUUGGUACGUUGUGUGGCAGAAACAGUUGCAGAGGAGACAACAUUUGAGGAGCAGAAGGUAUGGUGUGCUCCAGAAUCAUAUCCGUGGGGUUGUCAUGUAUACCAAGUUCAAAGUGACGCACUUCAUUUUGUUGCUCUAAGAGAAACUAAGGAAGAAUCCAACUGGAAACCCUCAAGGGUUCGUGAUGAUUUCCAGUCUCCACGAUCAUCAGAAUCUCAGUGAAGUUUGGUAUUGGUCAAAAACAGAAUGUGAAGAAACUUGUUUGAUGUGCUAUGAUUCUGUAUCAUUAUAGAGUGAAAGUAUUCAUUUACCUUUUUAGGUUUUUGAAAACAUUAGAAUCUAAAAUUUUGGAAAAUAGCUCAUUUUGUCGGCCAA
Gossypium arboreum is the source of this 13525-nucleotide messenger RNA. RefSeq lists its product as uncharacterized. Lineage: Eukaryota; Viridiplantae; Streptophyta; Magnoliopsida; Malvales; Malvaceae. The coding region runs from base 224 to 13372 and encodes 4382 amino acids. The transcript is spliced from 64 exons. Gene Ontology annotation, biological process: protein retention in Golgi apparatus; protein targeting to vacuole. Gene Ontology annotation, cellular component: extrinsic component of membrane. The record is from RefSeq and is a predicted model, not a curated record.